AUGUCACCACUAAGUAAUUACCAUUUACAAAUUAUUUCAAUGUACUUUAACACAAUUUCAGACUUUGUGUCUCUUCAAAUGGUUUGUAAAAAAUAUAAAACGAUAAUGGAAUGUUUCCAUACAAAUCCUAUUCCCUUGACGAGUACUACAAUUCGCUUUUUUCCAAAUGUUGAAACUUUGAAUUUAUGGUUUCGCACCGACGAAAAUUUCGGGAAUAGUUUUGUCGAUUCGUAUUGUGAUGUUGCAAUAAACAAAUUCAUUAAUUUUGAAGAUCUUUUUGCUUCUGAAGAAUAUUUUUCAGAUCCAAAACCUCAAAAUAAAUUGAUUAAAAAAAAGAAAUUUUACAAAAUUAACAUUUACUAUGAAGUCGAUUAUAACACUUUUUUACGAUACAAAAAAUCUCAUUUUGUGUUUAAAAGUGUGUUAUACACAUCAACUGAUUGUCAAAAAUACGGAGAAGAAAUACCAGAAAAUGUUUCUAUUAUUCAAGAGCAUUGUUUUAGUAACAACGAAAAAAUUACUUAUUGUGAAGUUCCAAGGCAUGUUUUAAACAUCAGAAAUAGAGCAUUUUUUAUAUGUUAUUAUCUUACAAAAGUUGUCCUAAAUUAUGGUCUUUGUUCAAUUGGGGAUGAUUGCUUUUCAGCAUGCUAUAAUUUAGAAGAAAUAGAAAUUCCAGAGAGCGUGACUUAUAUUGGAAAUACUUGUUUUAAAUCUGAUUAUUCCUUGAAGAAAAUGAAUAUACCCAAAAGUAUCACCAAAAUUGGAAAUAGCAUGUUUAAAUAUUGUCGUAAUUUAAGUUCUAUAACCAUGAAAAAUGUUAUUGAAAUUGGAAAUUAUUGCUUUGAAGAUUGCACCGAAUUGUCUGAAAUUGUAGUCGAUAAUUUGAAAGUGGUUGGAAUUAAUUGCUUUGAAAAUUGUGAAAAGUUGGAUAUUACCAAAUUAAUUAAUUCAAAAAUUGAAUAA
This is a messenger RNA of Entamoeba invadens IP1, 963 nucleotides long. RefSeq lists its product as hypothetical. Bases 1 to 963 code for a protein of 320 amino acids. NCBI's taxonomy places the organism in Eukaryota, Evosea, Mastigamoebida, Endamoebidae. The transcript has a single exon. The record is from RefSeq and is a predicted model, not a curated record.